Molecule: messenger RNA, 3336 nt
Organism: Ornithorhynchus anatinus (platypus)
Lineage: Eukaryota; Metazoa; Chordata; Mammalia; Monotremata; Ornithorhynchidae
Product: zinc finger protein 665-like
Exons: 3
Coding region: 41-2161 (706 amino acids)
Biological process (GO): regulation of DNA-templated transcription
Source: RefSeq, a predicted model, not a curated record
CCCCCCCCCCCCCCGCAAGAGUUUGGACUCCUCCUCCGGGAUGCCAGAAAACGACUGGUCCCUGGCCUCGCGGGGGUGUCCGCUUCCCAAGCCCGACACGCUGUCCCGGCCGGAGGAGGGGUCAGAGCCGUGGGGCCUGGAUCUGCCGCCGCGAACGGAGGACUCGGAUUCCCUAAGUGAUGGCUGCACAGAUUCUAAAAUUGGAACAGAAAUUAAGGAGUCAAGUCACUUUGGUCACCACUCAGUUCUGUCUGGACAGGAGAGAAUUCACACCGGCGAGAAACCGCACCAGUGCAGCGAAUGUGGGAAAGCCUUCAAGUGUCGUUCGUUCCUCAUUGACCACCAAAGAAUCCACACUGGAGAAAAACCCUACAAAUGCAGUGAAUGUGGAAAAGCCUUCAGCCAGCCGUCAAAUCUGAGUACUCACCAGAGAAUCCACACCGGAGAGAAACCUUACAAGUGUCACGAAUGUGGCAAGGCCUUCAGGCACCACGCGACUCUCAUCGUUCACCAGAGAAUCCACACUGGAGAAAAACCCUAUAAAUGCAACGAAUGUGGGAAAGCCUUCAUUCAGCCUUCAAAUCUUAUCGAGCAUCAGAUCAUUCACUCUGGAGAGAAGCCCUAUAAGUGCAACGAAUGCGGAAAAUCCUUCACUCGUCACGGAGACUAUAUUAAGCACGAGAGAAUUCACACCGGAGAGAAGCCCUAUAAAUGUAAGGAAUGCGAAAGGGCCUUCAGUCAGCACUCCGCGCUCGUGAAACACCAGAGGAUCCACACCGGAGAGAAACCCUACAAAUGUAACGACUGCGGGAAAGCCUUCAGCCGCCACGGAGACCACAUUAAGCAUCAGAGGAUCCACACCGGAGAGAAACCCUACAAAUGCAACGAAUGCGGGAAAGCCUUCAGCGGGCACUCGGCCCGCAUGGAACACCAGAGGAUUCACACCGGAGAGAGACCUUACAAGUGCAGCGAGUGUGGGAAAGCCUUUAGUCGACCCUCCGCCCUUUCUAAGCACCAGAGAAUCCACACUGGAGUGAAGCCCUACCAGUGCAGUGAGUGUGGCCAGGCUUUCAGUAACCACUCAAACUUGGCGGUACAUCAGAGAAUCCAUACUGAAGAGCAACCGAGCGAGUGCGGCGACUCCGGGAAAGUGUGCCGUCACUCGCCCGGUGUCGUUCGUCGUCGGACGGUUCCGCCUGGAGAGAAACCCUACAGAUGCAGUGAAUGUGGAAAGAGCUUUAGUCACCACUCAACCCUAAGCAAUCAUCAGAAAAUUCACACCGGAGAGAAACCCUACAAAUGCAGCGAAUGUGGAAAGUGUUUCAGGCACCACUCGACCCUGAUCAACCAUCAGAAAAUCCACACUGGAGAGAAGCCCUACAAAUGCAGUGAAUGUGAGAAGGCCUUUAGGCACCACUCAACGCUUAUCAAUCAUCAGAGGAUUCAUUCUGGGGAGAAACCCUACAAAUGUAACGAUUGUGGAAAAGCCUUCAGCCGCCUCGGCGACCACAUCAAACAUCAGAGGAUCCACACCGGAGAGAAACCCUACAAAUGCAAUGAGUGCGAGAAAGCUUUCAGUCAACAGUCGGCCCUUAUUAAACAUCAGAGGAUCCACACGGGGGAGAAACCCUACAAAUGCAAUGAAUGCGAGAAAGCCUUCAGUCAACAGUCGGCCCUCAUCGAACAUCAGAGGAUCCACACGGGAGAGAAACCGUUCCACUGUAGUGAAUGUGAGAAAGCCUUCAGUCAACACUCAGCCCUUGUUAAGCAUCAGAGAAUCCACACAGGAGAGAAACCCUACAAAUGCCUCGACUGUGAGAAAGCCUUCAGUCAACAGUCGGCCCUUACCGAGCAUCAGAGGACCCACACUGGGGAGAAGCCCUACGGGUGCAACGAAUGUGGGAAAGCCUUCAGCCAGCAGUCAGACCUUAUCAAGCAUCAGCGGAUUCACACCGGAGAGAAACCUUUCCCGUGUAACGAAUGUGGCAAAGCCUUCAGGGGACAUUCAGCCCGUAUCGAACACCAGAGAACUCAUACUGGAGAGAAACCCUACAAUUGCGAUGAAUGUGGAAAAGCCUUCGGUCGCCAUUCAGUCCUUAUUAAACAUCAGAGGACUCAUGCCGCGGCCAGAGCUUAUCAGUGUAACCCAUCAUGUAGUUAAUGAGGGAAAGCCCUCCGGGGAGUGCUCGAUACAUCACCAGAGACUCGGCACAGGAGAAAAAGCGGGUCGACGCAGGCACGUCAGAGCGUCUUCAGGGACUUCCCAACCUUUCGGGAAUAGGAGAACGCUCACGGUGGGGAGAAACGCUCCAGUUACUCCCAGAUUGAGGGCUCCUCCUUGGAAAGGCAUCCUGACAAGAUUAAAAUUCAGUAUGUGUUAGACAUUGGCUGGGCUGGGUUGGGCUGGGCUGCCGCCCCAGUGGGGUACUCUGGGUGGGUCACAUCUGCACUCAAGCCGCUCCUUCUCAAGCAGAAGCGAUUGAGGCUUGACGCAGAUCAAGAGAGUUGACACGGAACCAGAGGAUCCCUCAGGCUUCUCCCAACACCUGUCCCUGGCUCAGAAACAUCAUCGCUGACGUCUCUGGAGAUGGUUUUAUUUUAUUUGUCCUCCAGAUCAGGAACCAAACUGCUCCGAUACCCCUUGUUGGUAAGUUUCUGGCAGAGGUCAGAACUCUUCUCAAGUAGGAAAACUGACAGGAACGACCAGGUAAACGGAACGUGAUCAACCCACCACUCCCUGCCCAGUCCCUGUUCUUGAAGAGAAAGACCAUUAGCAACCUGGGCCAUUGGUCCGCCCUGUCCAGCGCUCUGUCAUCAAGCAACAGGGUGCUGAGGGGGAUCGUGUGAGGAGGCCCCUCCCUGGCCUCCAUCCCUGAGGUUAGCUCAAUGCCGUCUGACCGCUCAACUCUCCCUCUGCCAACCCUUUAAGGAGCGUGUGUCCAGGCCCCCAACCUAGGCCCCUGGAAAGUUCCCAGAUUCAAAGCAAUCAGCUUCAAGCCUCUGAGGGGGCCCACUAGUCCUGGUGUGGUGGGAUUCGGGGACCAAUAGUUCCACACGGCUUGAGUUGUGGCCUUUCUCUUCUCAGCCUUCCUCUUUCCAAACUGACAUGGCCUAGCGUGUGUGAUGGAAACCGCCAGAUGGGGAAAAAUAAUGUUGACGCCUCAAGUUGGCCAGCUGGAGGAAAAUUUCCUUGCUGGGGCCCAAUACAGCUCUGGUUCCGGAAGUGUUGGUGCCAAUGGGAUCGUGGCCGCCGGCCGGCUUUGGGGGGAGGGUGGAGGGCAGAGCUGGGACCAACCUGGUCUUCAUCGACCUCAUGGAAUGUGUCUGUUGUUGUAC